Messenger RNA from Eucalyptus grandis, 1675 nucleotides. Its product is annotated as equilibrative nucleotide transporter 3. The record is from RefSeq and is a predicted model, not a curated record. Gene Ontology annotation, biological process: nucleoside transmembrane transport. Lineage: Eukaryota; Viridiplantae; Streptophyta; Magnoliopsida; Myrtales; Myrtaceae. The coding region runs from base 200 to 1441 and encodes 413 amino acids. The transcript has 10 exons. Gene Ontology annotation, molecular function: nucleoside transmembrane transporter activity. Gene Ontology annotation, cellular component: plasma membrane.
AAUUAAUUACCAGCAGUCCAUGCUCCGCUGUCCACACCCAAAACUAGUUUGCACCUCCAAGAUAAAGGUCUCUCUGCAUCUUCGGUUUACUUUUUCUCUGCGCUCUUCUUUGAUACAGAGAAGCAGAUAUUCUUCGUUUCGCCUUCGUUUCUGUUCGGCUGGAGCCAUCUCACACCUUAACUAAUCAUUGGAAGCAACUAUGACCACUGCUGGCGAAACUGGGGUUCCGGCUAGGCUUGAGGGGAAGUCCAAGGCCAUGGUGUUCUGUUGGGUCCUUGGACUUGGGUCUCUUGUGGCUUGGAACAGCAUGCUGACCAUCGGAGAUUAUUACUAUAAAGUUUUCCCGCAUUACCAUCCUUCAAGGGUGCUUACCAUUGUUUAUCAACCAUUUGCAAUUGGGACACUGGCUAUCUUAACGUACCACGAAUCCAAAGUCGAUACGAGGAAGAGGAAUAUAAUUGGAUACAUUCUUUUCACUCUAAGUACACUCUUUCUCUUAGUUUUGGACUUAGCGACUUCAGGGAAAGGGGGAGUUUGGCCUUAUUUCGGUAUAUGUGUGCUCGUUGCCUGCUUUGGAGUGGCCGAUGCUCAUGUUCAGGGUGGUAUGGUCGGUGAUCUGUCUUUCAUGUGUCCUGAAUUCAUGCAGUCGUUUUUUGCUGGAAUAGCUGCAUCAGGAGCUCUAACAUCUGGUAUGAGGCUGAUCACGAAAGCAGCCUUUGACAAGGCUCAUGACGGACUUCGCAAGGGAGCUAUGUUGUUUCUAGCAAUCUCCACAUUCUUCGAGUUCAUCUGUAUCAUUCUGUAUGCGACUUGGUUUGCUAAGAUUCCAAUUGUGAAGCACUACCGCUCAAAGGCAGCCUCAGAAGGUUCCAAAACUGUCUCAGCUGAUCUUGCUGCCGCUGGAAUCCAAACACAGGAUGGAGACUCUAAAGAAGAUCGAUUGAGCAAAAAACAACUAUUGUUUCAGAACAUAGAUUAUGCCAUUGAUCUAUAUCUUAUAUAUGUUUUGACACUAACAAUCUUCCCAGGCUUUCUCUAUGAGAAUACCGGAACACACCAGUUGGGAUCAUGGUACGCACUCGUUCUGAUUGCUAUGUACAAUGUAUGGGAUCUCAUAUCUCGGUACAUUCCCCUCAUUGGCUGGCUCAAGUUAGAGUCCCGAAAGGGCCUCUUGAUCGUGAUUCUCGCCCGUUUCUUGCUUGUCCCCGCAUUCUACUUCACGGCAAAGUACGGCGAUCAAGGGUGGAUGAUAAUGCUCGUUUCCUUCUUGGGCUUGAGCAAUGGAUAUCUCACUGUCUGUGUUAUGACAGUAGCACCCAAAGGCUACAAGGGACCAGAGCAAAAUGCCUUGGGCAACUUGCUUGUGCUUUUUCUCUUGGGUGGGAUAUUUUCGGGAGUUUCUUUGGGCUGGCUGUGGAUCAUACACCACGACAAGUUCUAGUGAGCAGCACUGGGGAAGGGAGUUAUUGUCCCAAGGGAAGGAAAUGAUGGGAUCUUCCCAUUCGCAGAUAUUGAAAAGGAGACAACAAGUCACACUUCGCUUUCUCUUCAAAUGAAAAAGCUCGUCGAUUCUACAAUUAGAAUAUAAUGAUACAUUUGUAAUUAUUAAUUGCAAGUAAACUGGAAUGUAAUGAUAUAUUUGUAUUUAUCAAUUGCCAGCAAACAUUUCGUUUCA